This is a messenger RNA of Seminavis robusta, 1459 nucleotides long. Lineage: Eukaryota; Bacillariophyta; Bacillariophyceae; Naviculales; Naviculaceae. The record is from the annotation of a GenBank genome assembly.
GAAGUAAACGACAGCUGCCCGACAGACACCGAAGAUACCUCUUCCCAUGUUGUUGUUCGCUUCUCAUGCACCACUACCGAUAACCCACCAGGUACUGUGAGUAACACACAGCCAAAAACAUCAAGGCAUCAACCAUCUAUCAACUCAACCCAUACUCCAAGUAGUAGCUGGCUCUGGCAACAUACGAUAGUUAAUUUACAUCAACCAUCCUAUCUUAUCCACCGUACCGUACCGACCAGUUCUAACACCAUGCACAGUUAUCAAGGCGCUUCUCUCCUUAUCCUUUUCUGGAUGGCCCUUGCCGAGUCCUUCUCGGUUGCUCCAAGGUCAAUUACCAGUACAUGUACUUUCACCUCCAGGGGAAUCUCAGGGGUCAGUAUUUCCCGAAUUCCAUCCAAAAGAUCCCUUUACUACUAUGGAACGGGAGAUGAGGACGACGAGGAUAUCGUGUCAGGGCUUGUAGGGGGAGACACUGGUGAGCAGCAGCAAACGCAAGCAUCCAUUAAUACCCAAGGCUACAUGAACCGUCACAAGGGAGCUUUGGCGCGCAUCGUGUCCGCCUUUCCUCCACAGGGACACGCCUUGGAAUUAUCGCGAAUUGAAGAUGUCUCGGUGGUGGGCUUUGAUGACAAACACAUGGAAGUGGAAGCCAGCUUAUGCGAAGGAGAAUCCUGUUCUGCCGUGGCUGUUCCCGUCGAAUUUCCCCAUUCUUGCGCAGACACUGCGUCUUUGGGCGAGUGUGUCUUGGACAACUUUGAAGAACUGGAUCAGCAAGCAGAACUUGUGUUGCAGCACGAUGAAUGGAAGGCAUUGAAUCAAGGCAAUUCGCAAGACACCGACGACGCUCUACUCAGCAACACGCUUCUGGAAACCACAAACGAAAGCGUGCAGUUUCCCACUUGGUGGGUGAGCAGUAGUAGUGAUUGUGCUACUCCCGAACUAGCCGCAGAAUGUGACACACUCCGUGAACUGUUCAACGAGGAAGAAUUCGCUUAUGAAAUUCGACUCUUGGCCAAGUUUGGGCUUGGACUCGCGUCCUUGGCAUUGGUGGAGGAUGCUGUGGUUACUGCUGUUGGACCUGCCGGCAUCAUUGUACAGGCUCAAUUGUUGGCAGAUGAUUCCAACGCUGGUACUUCUACGGGUAUUUCUACCAUCACAACGGAUGGUUUGGUAGGAAUUCCACUGGCAUUCCCCAAAAUUGCUACCACGGCCGCUGAACUCCGAAGCAACGCGCUGUCAGUCAUUGACAGUUCCACUCUUUAGCCAUCCUCGCAUCCUCGCCCCUCUUGUCAAUUAUCAUUCGGUACGGCAGCGGCAAAACAAGUUAUCCAAGUUUGACAUAGCAGCGGGGUGGUGUUCAUACAGGACAUCGACGACGACAUAGUGCCCAUUAAGUAUUUUCAUAAUUUAAAGAGUAGUGCUCCGGUACCGGUAGGCCUAAACUGCUUGCCUUCGUCAU